Messenger RNA from Dama dama (fallow deer), 1227 nucleotides. RefSeq names its product protein strawberry notch homolog 1-like. Gene Ontology annotation, biological process: regulation of DNA-templated transcription. The record is from RefSeq and is a predicted model, not a curated record. Gene Ontology annotation, cellular component: nucleus. NCBI's taxonomy places the organism in Eukaryota, Metazoa, Chordata, Mammalia, Artiodactyla, Cervidae. Gene Ontology annotation, molecular function: histone binding; chromatin DNA binding. The annotation marks the transcript as partial. The transcript has a single exon.
ACUCCUGAGGAGGCUGAUGUAAGCAAUGGCACAGUAAAGAAAGAGUCUUCUAAUAAAGAAGUAGCAAGAAUAUGGAUAAAUGACAUGAAAAUGAGGAGUUUUUCCCCGACCAUGAAGGUCCCUGUUGUGAAAGAGGAAGAUGAACCAGAAGAAGAAGAUGAAGAAGAAAUGGGUCAUGCGGAAACCUAUGCAGAGUAUAUGCCAAUAAAAUUAAAAAUUGGCCUCCGUCACCCAGAUGCUGUAGUUGAGACUAGUUCUUUAUCCAGUGUUACUCCUCCUGAUGUUUGGUACAAGACAUCUAUUUCUGAAGAAACCAUUGAUAAUGGCUGGUUAUCAGCAUUACAGCUUGAAGCAAUUACUUACGCAGCCCAGCAACAUGAAACAUUCCUACCUAAUGGAGAUCGUGCCGGCUUCUUAAUAGGCGAUGGUGCUGGUGUAGGAAAAGGAAGGACAAUAGCAGGAAUCAUCUAUGAAAAUUAUUUGUUGAGUAGAAAACGGGCUUUGUGGUUCAGUGUUUCAAAUGAUUUAAAGUAUGAUGCUGAAAGAGAUUUGAGGGAUAUUGGAGCAAAAAACAUUUUGGUCCAUUCAUUGAAUAAGUUUAAAUAUGGAAAAAUUUCUUCCAAACAUAAUGGGAGUGUGAAGAAGGGUGUUAUUUUUGCUACCUAUUCUUCCCUAAUUGGUGAAAGUCAGUCUGGUGGUAAAUAUAAGACGAGGUUAAAACAACUUCUACAUUGGUGCGGUGAUGACUUCGAUGGAGUGAUAGUUUUUGAUGAAUGUCAUAAAGCAAAAAACUUAUGUCCUGUUGGUUCUUCAAAGCCAACCAAGACAGGCUUAGCAGUUUUGGAACUUCAGAACAAAUUGCCAAAAGCCAGAGUUGUCUAUGCUAGUGCCACUGGUGCUUCUGAACCACGAAAUAUGGCCUAUAUGAACCGUCUUGGAAUAUGGGGUGAGGGAACUCCAUUUAGAGAAUUCAGUGACUUUAUUCAGGCAGUAGAACGGAGAGGUGUUGGUGCCAUGGAAAUAGUUGCUAUGGAUAUGAAGCUUAGAGGAAUGUACAUUGCUCGACAGCUGAGCUUUACUGGAGUGACCUUCAAAAUUGAGGAAGUUCUUCUUUCUCAGAGCUAUGUUAAAAUGUAUAACAAAGCAGUCAAACUGGUGAGCCUUUUUUCCUUAACUCCUAGUAUUUUUAAUGUACCUGAUGAUGUUUUUGUUAGUUUUGUCCAGUGA